GUAUGAUGGAGAUGGAGUAUGGAGACUUCAAAAUCUUCACGUCAAAAUUUCUGAUCUGAAAUCUGAAAUGACAUUACCUGUUAACCAAAAAUAAAUCGUAAUUCUACGGAUUUAUUCAGUUUAAUUCGCAAUUUAUUGUAUGUUCGGUGUGUUUGAAUAAAACACAAAAUGUCGUUUGUGUUUCGAAAGCCGAAAAAAAUUCAACGUCGAAUGUUUUGCGCUGAUGAUGAUGAGGAUGGGGAACCAGAAGCACCGCCGCCGCCAGUCAUCAGCCAAGAAAAGGAGAAAGAGAAGAAAGAAGUAAAAUCUGUGAAGAGUACAACUCUAUUGAGUUUCGCUGACGAAGAGGAAGAAGGAGAAGUGUUCAAAGUGAAGAAGUCAUCUCAAAGUAAGAGACUGGCUAAGAAGAGAGAGAAAGAGAAACAGAAGAAUGUGAGAACAGAUGGUGAUAGUAACAAAUAUGAGAGUAGCAUGCUGGAGGAAAAGAACAACCACACAGAGGAGAAUAGUGAGAAACCGAAACCUGGGAAGAAGAAGGUCACGUUAGAGGGGCUGAUACUGUCCGGACGGGAGGCACUUGCGGCCGACGGGGCGGGAGACGUGUCUGACGACAGCGCAGACGCGGACGAGGAGGCUGAGGAGGACGAAAGGGGGUUCCAUCGGUACCGCGCGGAGUCCGUGAGGGCUGCGCUCUUGGGGGCGCCGGGCCGCAUACCCGACGCCGCGCUCAUCCACGCCGCACGCAAGACCAGACAGCAGGCUCGCGAAUUAGGCGGAGACUAUAUUCCGGUGAAGCCGUCAGAGUCGGGGCCUGGGUCCCGGCUGGUCAGAGAUGACGGCUCCGGUGACGAUGAGGAGGAGGGCAGAAUACUUGUCAGGGGGCUGGACCUGCCAAGUGAUAAGCCCAAACGUGGCACGGCAGCGGUUUCUGAAGAGGAACUGGACAGCGAGGCUGAGGAGUGGGAGGAGCAACAGUUGCAGAAAGCCAGGCCUGUCAUCGCGGAUCUGACUGGUGAGAGUGUUAUGGACGUGAAUCCGUUCUCGGUAGCUCUGCCGGCGCCUCAGAUGUCGGCGCCGGAACACUUGCGACCUCUGACGACUACGGGCACACAACCACCAUCGACCGCUAACGAACUUGUAGAUGCACUUAAGAAUAGGUUAGAAGAGCUUCAAGUCGAAAGAGACAUAACGUCAAAUACGCAGAAAGAGCUGAAGGAGAGGUUGUUGACCUCGGCUCGGAUACGGGAGAGUCGGGCGUCGCGCUGCGGGGAACUGGACGCUGCCUACAGGAGGGCGCAGGCUAUACGCGGGUACCUUACCGACCUUAUCGAGUGCCUUGAUGAGAAGUUGGAGGCGUUGGAGGCCCGAGCACUAGCGCUCCACAAGCGACGCUGCGAGUUCCUCAUCGAGAGACGACGCGCCGACCUGCGCGACCAGGCGCAGGACGUACUCGCGCCGCCAGGUCGGGCGACAAAGGGGACGGAGAACGAAGAGAAGACGCGUCGUGCAGCGGAGCGCGAGGGCCGGCGGCGCGCGCGCAGACUGCGGCGGGAGGCCUGCGCCGCCGCCGCCGGCGCGCUCAUACCGCACCGCGACGGAGACUCCUCCGACGACGACCUGCCCCCGCGGGAACUGCAUCACUACGCGCAGGAGAGAGAGUCGAUCCGCGCGGCAAGUAGCUUAGUAUUCAGCGACGCGCUGUCUGCGUGGCGCAGCGCGGCGGGCGUGGUGAGUCGCCUGGCGGGCUGGCGCGCGCGCAGCCCCGCGCUCUAUGCAGACGCGUACGUCGCCGACUGUCUGCCCAAACUCAUCGCGCCGUACGUACGACACGAGUUAAUCCUCUGGAACCCGCUCGCAGACGAAGACAAUGAAGACUACGAGAAGAUGGAUUGGUACAAAUCUCUUAUGAUGUACGGCGUUCGGUCGGAGCGUUCUGGCCAGGACUCCUCGGAGUCAGCAUCGGAUGGAGAGAUCGAGCCAGUCCCAGUUACUGAGGCGGCAGUGAGGGAGGACCCUGAUCUCAUGCUCGUGCCUACCAUCAUCAGCAGGGUUGUGCUGCCCAAACUCACUGAGUUGGUGUCGAGUGCGUGGGACCCGAUGUGCGUGCGCGCGUGCGUGCGCCUGCGCGCGCUGGUGCUGCGCGGCGCGCGCGUGCCGGCCGCGCAGCCCGCGCUGCGCCGCCUGGCCGCCGCCAUACGCGCGCGCCUCUCACAAGCACUCGCCGCAGACGUCUUCCUACCAACCUUACCGCCCGCAAUACUGGAGGGAUCUGGCGCGGUGUUCUGGCGGCGCUGCCUGGGCGCGGGCGUGCGCCUGUUGCGCGCCGCGCUGUGUCUGGCCGCGCCGCCCGCGCUACUACGCGCCGACCCUCUCGUACUCGCGCUCAUUGGUAACAGAGACGGGUGGAGAAACCAUCUUGGGUGUGCUCGCCCUGUCCAGAAGUUUGCUGCGUGCAAUUGUCACUCCAACCCUAUCACCACUGUUAGGGAGACUAUCACUGGACCCAGGGUACACUACGAGGAGGUCUUCUGGCUCAAGACGCUGUGCACGGGCGCGGGCGCGGCGGGCGGGCCGCAGCAGGCGCGCGCGGCCGCCGCGCUGGCCGCCACGCUGCCGCGCGCGCCGCACCAUCUGCGCACGCUCGCGCUGCGCCGCCUCGCGCGCCUCGCCACGCUCGCCCUGCAGCGGCUCGACACCGACAACCCCUUGCAUCUGAAAGCGAUAGAACAAGCGAGGGCAGUAAUCGCAGAAGCACGCGCAGUUGAAUGACACAAAGACAGUUCCACAACCCACACUAGGUGGCAGGCAAUUUGACGUCACGACGCUUCGUGGUCAUAAUAUAAUACUCUACAAUCCAUUUUGAAUCAGAGUAACUGGCUAAUUAUGUACACUGGCUGGAUAAAGUCAAAAAUUUAGAUGGAUAUACAUCUCCAUAUAAAGAUCGGUUAUUCUCCACAAGGUUCUCAUGAGUAUGGGGGAAAUAUUCGGUGCACCCAGGAUGUGCCCCCUGUACCUGGGUAAGUGAAUUUGUAACUAGAGUUCCCAACUUGAGGGUCCACCGGUCCCGCGCUCAUAACUGUCACUACAAGAUAUACAUCUAAAUUUUUAAAUAAAAUAAAAUCAGUUUAAUAUCAGCUGUAAUACCAAAAAGUUGUCAGAAAGCCAGUGACAAGACAAAAAUAAUUUCAGAAAUAAAAUGUACAUGGUGCUAACCAAUAAUGGAAAGUGUUGGUAAUAAAUAAGUAAAGAUUUUAACAUUUCAAGUAUUAGAUAUAGAAGACCUCUCUAGGUCCCUUAUCGAAUGUAAUCUGUGAGUCAGAAAUGUCAAUUUAUAACAAUAAAAUAAGUCUCAAUGGCAUUUUGUUUCGCAUGUAGUUAAAUUAAUUAAUUAUAAUAUUAUUUACAGUAUACGGUUAAGGUAUGAUUAGACUACAACACUAUACACUCUGUGUAUAUAUCGAAUGUCUCUGGAUGAAUACGGGUGUCUAUAAUUCAAAAGUGUAUUGUGACACGAGAUUUUUGACACCUGAUGGUAAGCAAUUGGUGCCGCCCAUGGACACCUGAAACACUAAGGCGUUACAGUGCGUUUCCGGUCUUUUGGAAAUUGUGAAUUUGAGAAUUGUGGGGGAUUCGGGGUUUGGGGAGACUGGGGACGGGGGUAAUUGGGCCUCCGGUAACCUCAAUCACACGACGAAACACAAAACGCAAGCGUUGUUUCACGUCGGUUUUCUGUGAGGCUGUGGUAUCACUUCGGUCGAGCCGGCCCAUUCGUGCCGAAACAUAGCUCUCCCACACUUUUUAUAAUAAUUAGUGUCGCAUUAUUCGCCAUCUUGCCAUCCGUAUAGCGUAAACAGCUUUGUGUCGUAGUAUAAACAUACCUUUAAAUUGUGUUACACAUAUUUCAAGUUAGUUCUGUUACCAAAUCAAUAUGAUUAGUAAUUCUGCUACUGAACUGAAACAAACUAUAAGUGCACCGUAUGUAGUAUGUACAGAGGCCAGGAGAUCAACCUCCUUCAAUCUGUCAAAUUUAUUCAUUAGAUUUUCGUCUUUAUGUCAAUACAAUAAAGUUGAAAUGUAUUCAAGAAAUUUGAAAGGAUUUUUUUUAAGAGGCGAAAAUCAUCGAAUAUCUUCUCUCGCCUGGAUGAGGCGGGAGGGAGUGUCAGACUCUUACCGACUAAAAACCAUCCCGUUCCUACUCCUACCCUUCGAGCCGGAGCCCCGGUAACCUGUUAAGAUCUCUGCGGCAGCGACAGGAAAGGAUAGACCUGCUGACCACUGUGUAUUUACAAUAUUUCAUCACAAUAUUACAAAAGAAAAAAAAGUUUUGUUUGUAUCCUAUUCUUUGACUUGUGUCAUUUUGGCCAUUGGGCAUUGGGCCAAUCUUUUCCAUCCUGCAUAUUAUCCCACCAUGAAUAAAAAAAUGCUAAAUUGGUUUUUAAUUUUCCUUCCUGUAUGGGAGGUGAUGAAUGGAGUAUGUAAUAAUAAUAUGUAUAUGAUUUACUUUCGAUGAGAAAAUGAUUUUAGUCUAUGGACUUGUUAAAAUUACAUUAUUUACGUCUAGCAAACAAAAUCAUGUCAAUAAAAAUAAAAACUAUUUUGAUUUAUCCGUAAAUAGGUCAUUAAAUAUGUAACAUUAUGAAUAUAAUAGUUUUUGUGUUACACGAAGUGUCUCAACAGUCUCAAUGCCUUCAGGUUUCUUGCAAUGAUAAAAAUAUCUAAUUGUAAUAUAUGAUAAGAAUAGUGGUUGCUGUCACAGCAUGGUCAUUGUGAAUGAUUUAAUGUACUUAUUUAUGUAUACUUUGUAUAUAAGUAACUUAAUUCAUUUGUAUGAGAUUCUCAACAAGUAUGAAAAUAAAUGAUAUGGGUACGUAUGCGGC
Spodoptera littoralis (African cotton leafworm) is the source of this 4877-nucleotide messenger RNA. The record is from the annotation of a GenBank genome assembly. NCBI's taxonomy places the organism in Eukaryota, Metazoa, Arthropoda, Insecta, Lepidoptera, Noctuidae.